AUGGCUGUUAAUUCGGUGUUCAACAAGCAACUGUCGCUGGCCACCAAUGCGGCUGCGCAGAAAAUAGGUAGCGGCCUGUGGGGUCACAUGCUGAUCAGCACCAAUGUGUUCACGAAAGCGAUUUUCACGGUGACCGGCAAAGAUAUGGCCGUUUUCAUCGACCAAUGGGUGCGCACGGGCGGACACGCGAAAUUCCACCUAACGUCCGUAUUCAAUCGCAAAAGAAAUACGAUCGAGUUGGAGAUUAGACAGGAUGCAACGUCGCAAACGGGCAUCCGCAAGUAUGUCGGCCCGCUGUUGGUCACCCUUCAGGAGCUCGACGGCACAUUCAAACAUAACCUCCAGAUCGAGAACACGGUUGUCAAGUCGGAUAUCACGUGCCACUCGAAAAGCCGGCGCAACAAGAAGAAGAAGAUCCCGCUGUGCACUGGCGAGGAGGUCGAUAUGGAUCUGAGUGCGAUGGAUGAUUCCCCAGUGCUGUGGAUCAGGUUGGAUCCCGAAAUGACGCUGCUGAGGUCAGUGGUGAUCGAGCAGCCCGACUAUCAGUGGCAGUAUCAGCUGAGGCAUGAGCGUGACGUCACGGCUCAGACCGAGGCCAUUUACGCUUUGGAAAGGUACCCGACGCCUGCUACCCGAAUGGCGCUGACUGACACCAUCGAAAACGAGCAGUGCUACUAUAAGGUGCGCUGCAAAGCCGCCCAUUGUCUGACCAAAGUGGCCAAUGCGAUGGUGGCUAAUUGGUCGGGGCCGCCCGCGAUGUUGACGAUUUUCCGCAAGUUUUUCGGCUCGUUCGCCGCACCGCACAUCAUCAAGCAAAACAGCUUCCAGAACUUCCAGCACUAUUUCCUGCAGAAAAACAUUCCGCUCGCGAUGUCCGGCCUCAGAAACGCCCACGGGAUCUGUCCGAAGGACGUCAUGCGGUUCCUGCUCGAGCUGUUCAAGUACAACGACAAUUCGAAGAAUCGCUUUUCCGACAAUUAUUAUCGGGCCGCUCUCGUGCAGGCUUUAGGCAAUGCGAUCACGCCGGUGGUCUCGAUGGCGGUGCAGCAGGGCAGUUCGAUCACGGCCGACAAUCUGAGCGCCGACACCAAGUCGAUUUUGGAGGAGAUCACGCGGGUGCUCAAUCUGGAAAAGGCGCUGCCCUGCUACAAGUACACCGUUUCGGUCGAGUGUCUGAAGGUGAUCAGGAAGAUGCAGCGCUUCGGCCAUCUGCCCAGCAGGUCGACGAUUUUCAAAUUCUACGCCGAGUACGGACAUUAUACCGAUGUGCGACUAGCCGCCCUAGAAUGCUUGGUGGAAUUUGUGAAAGCCGAUGGAAAAAUGGACGAUUUACGUCACGUCCUGGACAUCGUGGAAACGGAUCCCGAUCCAGGGCUGCGCCACAAACUGGCGCUAAUCCUGGUGAAGAAUCCGCCCUUUAAGCGCGCGCAUCGCUCCAAACUGGACGUUCCCGAGUUGGUCGAGCGCAUUUGGGGCAACAUCAACGGAAUGCUGUCGCACGACACCCGAAUCCGGUGCGACUUGGUCGAUCUCUAUUACACCCUGUACGGGAACAGGCGCCCCAUCUGUAUCCCGUUGCCCGAACUGUCGGGCCUAAUGAAUCUGGCCAAGCCCGAUAUGAAGAAGCUGAAGGGCCCCAUUCCGCGUCUGGCGCACUCCGAGAGCGCAGAACCGAAAAAGGAACCCAAAGCCAGCCCCUGCGCAGUCAAAGUCAAGGAGGCGCCGCCCGAGGCCACGCCCCUGGACGCCGUCCAGGCCAGGGUCAAGGCGGAGUUGCCAACUGUUGCCGAUGCGACAAUGGAAGAGCCGGCAAAGCAGGAAUUCUUCUCGGACAAUUCGGUGUCGUUGCCCGGCCUGGGCCAGACCGGGCCUGUCGGCUUCGAGCCCGGGAUGUUCAAAAAGGAGGAGGGGGACGCCCAUGGAGUCAAACAUAAGGACAGGGGCGACAAGACGGACCCUUCGGGAAUUAAGGCGAAAAAGCGGAAAAAGGACAAGAAAAAACACAAGCAUAAACACAAGCACAAGCACGAACAUAAACACAAAAAGGAGCGCGUGAAGAAGGAGGGGGAGACCGCAUCGAGCACUCGGGACGAGACCACGCCCAGCUCGACCAGCUCGACCCCCAGCCCCAAUCCGCCCGGCGAGUCAAUGGGUUAAGGGGUGGGGGUUUAAGCAAGAAACGCUUAUUCAGAUAGGAUUAUAUUUAUGUUAACUGUCGAUUAUAUAGAAUAGUGUGUGCCUGUCACGAUAAAAUAGGUUUUACACAUUGUAAUAGUUAAAUUUCCAUUGGGAUAUGUGUCAAUAAACAAGAACAGUUAUUUUCUAUUAA
Dendroctonus ponderosae (mountain pine beetle) is the source of this 2329-nucleotide messenger RNA. Its product is annotated as transcription initiation factor TFIID subunit 2. Gene Ontology annotation, biological process: transcription initiation at RNA polymerase II promoter. The coding region runs from base 1 to 2157 and encodes 718 amino acids. Gene Ontology annotation, molecular function: transcription cis-regulatory region binding; chromatin binding; RNA polymerase II general transcription initiation factor activity. Gene Ontology annotation, cellular component: transcription factor TFIID complex. The record is from RefSeq and is a predicted model, not a curated record. The transcript is spliced from 12 exons. NCBI's taxonomy places the organism in Eukaryota, Metazoa, Arthropoda, Insecta, Coleoptera, Curculionidae.